AUGCCUUCAUUCCCACCCUCGCGGAUGCUCGCUGCGCUUCUGGUUAGAUGGCACAGCCUGGCAUAUAGCAUUUUGAUGUUCGGACUCCUGUUUCUGCUCACGGCCUUGUAUUUCCUCUUGUCCCAAGGGGCUUCACGUCUCCAGCGCCGUCUAAGCGUCCGAAUCACUCUCGCAGAACCCGGAGGUGGCACUGCGAGGGAGUCGGAUGAAGGUAACAGGACCCCAAGAACUAGUAACAGCGUUUCAAGACAGGGGAAUGUCUCGAGCCAACUGAAGUCGAUGCACGUCCGAUCUGAAGAUACACCGACGCCAGCAAUCAACACCCAGAAACGAAAGUUGGACCCUGAAAACUAUACGGUAGGCUGGAUCUGCGCCCUAAGAAUGGAGCAUUUCGCCGCGUGUGCACUUCUUGAUGAGGAGCACCAAGGACCAGAAUAUGUGCCCGGUGUUACAGAUAUCGCGUAUACCUUGGGCAGGAUGGGACAACACAACGUUGUUAUCGUUGUCAUGCCCGAGGCAUGUUCAAAUCCCGCCUCGGUUGCCGCUCGACAUCUCUCAUACAGUUUUCCCAACAUCAGGUUCGGUCUCAUGGUUGGCAUAGGAGGCGGGGCGCCAAGUCGAAAAAAUGAUGUACGCCUCGGCGAUAUCGUUGUUAGCGUUCCUCGUGGUGACAGCCAUGGUGUGUUCCAGUACGACCUCGGCAGGACCAUGCAAGACGGAAGCCUCCAUGUAACCAGCGUUUUAAAUCAGCCGCCAAUCUUUCUGCGAAAUGCGGUGGACAGACUCCAGUUCCGGUAUGAGAUUCCAGGCCAACAACUUCAACAAACUAUCAGCAGCAUCCUCAAAAGAAACCCAAGAUUACAAAGCUUUAAGCGACCACAUCCCAGCGCAGACAGGCUGUAUCGAGCUAAAGUCACGCAUCCUCCAGGUACAGCGAGAUGUGAGACGUCCUGCGGUACUGACCCGAUGAAGCUGGUGCGGCGAAAUGAGCGGGAUCCGUUCAAAAGCUAUCCAGCUGUUCAUUACGGGGUGAUUGCCUCGGCGAGCCAGAUGCCAAGGGACGCGUUUAUUCGCGAUAAGCUUGUAGCAGAGAAGAAUGUUAUUUGUUUUGAAAUGGAAGCUGCUGGUUUAAUGAGCUACUUUCCAUGCUUAGUUAUUCGUAGCAUAUAUAACUAUGCGGACUCCCAUAAUAAUGAUGAGUGGCUGCAGUAUGCCGCAAUAUCAGCAGCGGCAUAUGCGAAAGAUUUACUCUAUCAAAUACCCAUAGCUGCGGUCAAAUCUCAGAAGAGAAUUAGCGAUAUACUGAAAGCUGCCGAAAACCCUGCAAAAUCGGACGCAGACGCCUCGCAGGCACAGCGUAUAGCGAAGCAGCAGGCAGCCCGUCGGGCCUGGUCCCCCGAGGAAGUACAGUGUCUUCAAUCACUUCGUCUUGCGGGAAAUAACGAGAACACCGCGUAUGAGUGGUACAAGAAUCGCGUCGAAGACCCAUUGGAAGGUACCUGUCUGUGGUUCCUCCAGCAGCAUCAUUUCCAGAAGUGGCAGAAACAAGACUCUGGUGUACUUCUACUCCUGGCGGGCCCUGGUCAUGGAAAGUCAGUGCUGGUCAAAUAUCUAGUCGACCACGGUCUACCCAAAACAUCAACCAUCUGUUACUUUUUCUUUCAGAAAAACGUUCAGGACCAGGUUUGCCAGGCACUUUGCGCCUUGCUCCAUCAGCUCUUUUCUCAAAAUCCAGCCCUUAUUGACCAUGCUAUGCUACAAUUUCGCAGAGACAAGCAGGGGUUAACUAAUUCUACCGAAUUACUCUGGGGCAUCCUUAAAAAUGCUGUGAAAGAUUCUCGCGGUGGGCCUAUCAUCUUUGUUCUAGACGCCUUGGACGUGUGUACAGACUCAGAUUUGAGGGGCUUGGCACAAAAUAUCCACAAUCAUGCUACCAGCGACCGGAUAGGUUCCAACAAGCUAAAAUAUCUCUUGACAAGUCGGCCUGAUCGCCCUCUAUUUCCCUUCUGCAACCAUCCAUCAGAAGAUUCUCCACAUAUCACGAUAUUCGAAGAUGACACAUCUAGAUUUAUUAUGGACGACGUGACCCAUUUCGUUACGCACCGAGUUGCUCAGCUGUCAAGGACGAAAGACCUCUUGAAUAGUACUAAAAGUCACCUAGAGUGGAUAUUACAGGGGAAGCGUGAUAGUUCUCACCUCUGGAUACGCCUUGUGUUUGAAUAUUUGGAAAGACAAAACUUGGAAAAUUCACCAAGAACGAUCGACAUUUUUAUUGCAAAACUUCCGAUGAGUGUUCCAAGGGUAUAUGGGGUCAUUUUUGAUUCGCUUGAGUCUCAGGAACAACCAACAGCCCUCAAAGUUCUAAAUCUUAUCCUAGCAGCAAAUCGGCCACUGACCAUCUCAGAGGUGAAUAUUGCCAUGAGUUUACAUGAUACAGUCAAGUCUAUUCACGAUAUUGACUUACAAAAUGAGGAAGAUUUGAAGACACGGCUUCAAUCUAUGUGUGGAUCAUUCAUCUCAAUUUACAAAGGCAGUAUCUAUUUCCGUCAUGAAACUGCUCGCGAGUUCCUUCUCACUGAUGCGUCAUUAACCUCACCAAUCCCAUCAGAACCUCGCCAUCAUUCCACCAGUCUCAUGCAAGCACAUACUACACUGGUGGAGGCCUGCGUGCUGUAUUUGAACUUACUCAACGCCGAUCUUGAGCUUCCAGAGGAGACUAUUGGGGAAGCAAACGCAGCCAACCCCAGGUACGCCUUUUUAGACUACUCGGCCAAGAAUUGGGCAUCUCACUUUCGCCAAGCCAAUAUUACCGACAACGCUGCAGUUAUACCACGUGUUCUCAAAAUUUGCGAUUCCAACUCAAGGAGCUAUGCGGCAUGGUUUGAAAUCUACAGGCAAACCGUGAGUGCGGAAAUCCCCGGGAAAUUGACGAAUCUCAUGUUGGCUUCACACUAUGGCCAUCUUCCCAUCGUUGAUCUUUUACUUCAAGGGAGCGCCAAAAUCGAGGGGGACAAUGACAAAGACAGUCGGACACCGCUAUCAUGGGCCGCCCAGAGCGGGUAUGAGGCCGUUGCUCGUCUGCUUCUCGAAGAAGGUGCCAAUAUUGAGGCCAAGGACAGCCAGAGCGGUCGGACGCCGCUCUCUUGGGCCGCCGAGAAUGGACACGAGGCCGUUGUCAGAUUACUCCUCGAUAAAGGUGCCAAUAUCGAAGCCAAAGACAGCCAGCGAGGUCAGACGCCGCUCUCGUGGGCCGUCGAGAACGGGCAUGAGGCCGUUGUUGGUCUGCUUCUACAGAAAGGUGCUAAUAUCGAAGCCAAGGACAGCCGGUACGGUCGGACGCCGCUCUCGCAAGCCGCCGAGAGCGGCCGCGAGGGACUUGUCUGGCUGUUGCUACACAGGGGAGCCGACAUCUACACCAAAGACAAAUAUAGUCAGACACCGCUAUAUUGGGCAGCCAGGAUGGGGCACGAGGCCGUGGUGCAAUUGCUUCUCGAGAAAGGCGCAACCAUCGAGGCAGAGCAUACCAUAAAUGGGCAAACGCCGUUAUUAUGGGCUGCUGAGAAUGGGCACGAAGUGCUGACAUGGCUGCUGCUAGACCAGGGUGCCGAUAUCGAAGCAAUAAACACGUCCGGUUGGACGCCAUUAUUAUUAUGCGCUAAGAACGGGCACGAGGCCGUGGUGAAGCUACUUCUCGAGAGAAGCGCAAACAUUGAGUCAAAGGAUACCCAAGACGGACGGACGCCGUUAUCAUGGGCUGCAGAAAACGGGCAUAAAGAAGUGGUAAUGCUGCUGCUAAAAAAAGGCGCCCAUAUUGAGGCAAAGGAUACCAAGGAUGAACGGACACCACUAUCCUGGGCCGCUGAGAGAGGACAUGGGGCUGUCGUGAAGCUGCUGCUCCGAGGGGGUGCCAAUGUUGAGACACGGGAUAACAAACAUGGAUGGACGCCGCUCGCUUGGGCAGCCGAGAGAGGGCACAAGGAUAUUGUUGAUCUGCUUAUUGAUGGCGGGUCUGACUUUGAGGUGGAAGAUAAUACUGGCCAGACACCACUGUUACUGGCGGGCCGCAAUGGUUAUGAUGCCAUCGUUGGUCGACUUCUCAGCGACCUUGCUGGUUUCGAUGUGAGGGAUGAAAAUGGCAGGACGCUGUUAUCCCUGGCCGCCGAGAAGGGCUACGAAAAUAUUGUCAGGCUCUUGCUCAAGGACGGGGCCGCAGUCGACCCAACGGAUAGGGAAACCGACCGGACGCCGCUUUCGUGGGCCGCCGAAAAGGGGCACGAGGAGAUUUCCAGACUGCUUCUAGACUCUGGCGCCGACGUGGGCUUGAAAGACUUCCAUGGCCAGACUCCUCUUUCUUGGGCGGCCAAGACGGACAACAAGAAUAUCGUCGCGCUGCUUCAGGAGGCUAGUGAACUUGCCCAGAGAAGGAAGGAGGCACGAAGCAGUGGUCGGGCAUUCUUCUGGGAUUCCCAAGUCACCUCUUUCUCAAACCAUGAGGCAUAA
Messenger RNA from Metarhizium brunneum ARSEF 3297, 4500 nucleotides. Its product is annotated as Ankyrin repeat domain-containing protein 50. Lineage: Eukaryota; Fungi; Ascomycota; Sordariomycetes; Hypocreales; Clavicipitaceae. The record is from RefSeq and is a predicted model, not a curated record. Gene Ontology annotation, biological process: nucleoside metabolic process. Gene Ontology annotation, molecular function: protein binding; catalytic activity.